AAGUUUUGUCCACUGAGAGCUGCUCAGUUAACUUUUCGACGUCGGAGAAAUCACAUUUGAUCCGAAGAAUUUAAAUACAGCGCAGACAGUCCGGAGAGUCAGUGAUUUCAUCGAGAAGAUCUUGAGAGAGGCGGAGAGUAUUGAAAACAAGUUUAAGGCGGCUCUCCAGGAAUUUAAGGCAUCACAGACCCAGAUCCCGGAAUUCGAGGUCUAUAAUCCGCCAUGUCGUCCACGUCUUGUGUGAAGCUGAUUGUGUACGCCCUCGACGUACUUUGCACGUUGCUGGCCUUGGUGCUCAUAUCCUUCGGCAUUUAUGUGGUGGCGUCUUACGAUAUGGAGAGUAUCGGACAGCUAACGGCCUACACCUACGUAGGACUGGGAGCUGCUGCCCUGGUGGUUUUGUUUUGGGGAUACUUGUCUGCCUGGCGCGAGAAUGUGUGCUGCACAGUCACAUUCAUUGUUUUGCUCUGCCUGGUCAUCAUUGCUCAGUUCGGCGCAGUCUACGUGCUAAUCGUCCAUGAGAAAUCGGUGGCCAGCAACCUGGCCAAUCCCCUGGAAGCAACAUGGGAGGAGGAACUGAACAGUCCCGGCGCUAUGUCGCUCUACGAGAACUGGUUCCAGUGCUGUGGUCGUGGCAGUCCCCAAGAUUAUGUUGUCAACGAACGCCUGCCGCCGGACACCUGUUUCCGAAACCACGACAAGAGCAAGCCAGAAAAUCUGAUCCACGGCGGUUGCCGUGUGGAGUUCGAGAACUAUUGGCUCAACCUGUCCCACAUUUUCAACAUCCUGGCCCUCGUGCUAAUUGGAUUGGAGCUCCUGCUCAGUGUCAUCUCCUGCCGCUUGUGCAAUGGCAUUCGCAACGAUGCCCGUCGAUCUUACUUCUAAAAAAAGCAAAACUCAAAAUACUCAAUUAGGAAACUAGAGAUGGGCAAUGAACUUGUUAAAUUUGUUAACAAUAUUUUCAUAUUACUGAAGUGGUUGGCUGUUUUUUUAAAACUGGGGCGAUUCAUGAUAAAGUUUUUCAAAUUGAAACUCAUCAAAUUAUAUUGUUAAACCCUACUCACACGUUGAUUUUAGUGAAAAGCAGAGCAAGUAACUCACAAAUAAUAUUUAAGAAAAGUAAAAUAGUUUUAACUUUAUUUAUUAAAAGUAUUUCUAAAUAAACGAAUAAAA
Messenger RNA from Drosophila rhopaloa, 1173 nucleotides. RefSeq names its product 23 kDa integral membrane protein. Gene Ontology annotation, cellular component: membrane. Lineage: Eukaryota; Metazoa; Arthropoda; Insecta; Diptera; Drosophilidae. Bases 223 to 885 code for a protein of 220 amino acids. The transcript has 6 exons. The record is from RefSeq and is a predicted model, not a curated record.